CCUGUAGUUGUGUCUCUAACAAUUAUUUGGUUCGACAAGCAGAAAAAUGAUUAUUUAUUAUCCCCAAGCCCUGUUACAUCUUUUCUUUUUUACAGUAACGUCAACUAUGUAAGACUUUAACCUUUCUGAGUCCUGAAAGAGAUUUUUGGGGCUAGAGAGCAUGUGAUCCUGAAUUAGGCCAUAAAUAAUAACAUAUUUAGUUUCUGUGUGCUGAAGGCUACACACAGAGGCUGUAAUCCAAUAUACCAUAGGAAAAUCUACUGAAUGCAGUGGAACUGACUUAAAUAUCCAUAGAAUUGGGCUGUUAAAUCACUGUUGGAGCCAGCAGCUGUCAAGCCUAUCAUAUGCCUUCCAUAUACUUCUGAAUCACAUAUAUAUGAUCAUGUUUUUACAGAAUCAUAGAAUAGUAAAGUUGAAAGGGGCCAGUAAGGCCAUUAAAUCCAACCCCUUGCUCAGUGCAGGAAUCCAGCUUAAAACCUACCUGACAGGUGGCUGUCCAGCUGCCUCUUGAAUGCCUGUAGUGUUGAGAAGCCCACCAGCUCCCUAGGUCAUUGGUUCCAUUGUCAUAUCGCUCUAACAGGAAGUUUUUCCUGAGAUCAGCCGAAAUCUGGCUUCCUGCAACUUGAGCCCAUUAUUCUGUGUCCUGCACUCUGGGGCAGAGAUCCUGGCCCUCUUCUGUGUGACAACCUUUCAAGUACUUGAAGAGUGCUACCAUAUCUCCCGUCAGUAUUCUCUUCUCAAGGCUAAACAUGCCCAGUUUUUUCAGUGUCUCCUCACAGGGCUUUCUUUCCAAUCCCCUGAUCAUCCUUGUUGCCCUCCUCUCAACCUGUUCCAGUUUGUCUGCAUCCUUCUUAAAGUGUGGCAUCCAGAACUGGAUGCAGUACUCAAGAUGAGGCCUAAUCAGUGCUGAAUAGAGGAGAACCAAUACUUCAUGUGAUUUGGAAACUAUACUUCUGUUAAUGCAGCCUAAAAUAGCAUUUGCCUUUUGUGCAGCCACAUCGUACCAUUGGCUCAUAUUCAGCUGUGAUCAACAACAAUUGCAAGACCCUUCUCUCAUGUAGUAUUGCUGAGCCAACUAUCCCCCAUCUUAUAACUGUGCACUUGGUUUCUUUUUCCUAGGUUUAGAACUUUGAAAUUUAACAGGGGUAAGUGCGUUAUGUUGUUUUCAGCCCAAUGCUGCAGCCCAUCAAGCUCCCUUUGAAUUUUGUUUCUGUCUUCCAGGAUAUUAGCUAUCCCUCCCAAUUUUGUAGCAUCUGCAAAUUUGAUAAGCAUUCCCUGCACCUCCUCAUCCAAGUCAUUAAUAAAAAUGUUGAUGAGCACUGAGCCCAGGAUUAAGCCUUGCGAUACCUCGCUUGUUACCUCUCCCCAGUUUGAGAAGGGUUGCCACAAUGCGUUCAGAUUCUUAAAUUACUCUGAGCAAACAGUCUGUGGAGACGAAGCCAUCCUAAGAGCAGAAGGUGCAGCAAGGAGGACUCUGUGCCAAUGCAGCAACAAAAAAGACAGCCAGAGUUAGUGGAAGGAAAUCUUCCUGUCUUUGUAUUUCCCACUGAGCUUAUAUUUUAUGCUGACGACCAGUCAACACACAAACAGGUGUUGACUCUCUAUAAUCCCUAUGAAUUUGCCUUAAAAUUCAAAGUCCUUUGUACAACUCCAAAUAAAUAUGUUGUUGUGGAUGCUGCAGGUGCUGUGAAGCCUCAAUGCUGCGUUGAUAUUGUGAUUCGCCACCGAGAUGUUCGGCCUUGCCACUAUGGCGUGAUAGACAAAUUUCGGCUCCAGGUCUCUGAACAAAGCCAAAGGAAAGCAUUGGGGAGGAAAGAGGUCAUUGCUACUCUGCUCCCUACUGCGAAAGAGCAGCAGCAGAAGGAAGAGGAAGAAAAGAGGAUAAAGGAGCACCUGACGGAAAGUGUCUUUUUUGAGCAGACUCUGUGUCAGCCAGAAAACAGAAUUGCCUCAUCAGGGCCUAGUUUACUCACAGUCUUCCUGGGAAUCGUGUGCAUUGCAGCUCUCAUGCUUCCCACACUGGGGGAAGCUGAUUCCCUGGUGCCUCUCUACCUCCACUUAAGUGUGAAUCAAAAGUUAGUAGCUGCUUAUGUAUUAGGUCUCAUCACCAUGGUUAUCCUGAGAACAUGAGUGAUAAUUUAAUUGGAUGUCAAGAUUUUAUUCUUUUCUUUUUUACUGUGUUAUAAAUUCACAUCAUGAAUAUGGACUGCCUUUGACUCCCAUUUGGCUCAUUAAGAUGCUACAAAAACAAUUCAGUGAUUUACAGUACCUUUUUUUAAACAAAAAAGCCAAGUUUUAACUAUGUUUAACUGAAAAGACUCAAGCGCUCAGAGGUGCUUUUGUUACAGACAGCUAUAAAAUUGUUCAGUGACAAUAUCUGUGAAAUGAAUCCAGAGAAACUUUUAUAUCUAUGUCUACUGUAUAAAAAUCUUAUUAAAUUAAUACUUUGAUUUUAAA
This is a messenger RNA of Rhineura floridana, 2457 nucleotides long. It is a transcript of the gene MOSPD1, whose product is annotated as motile sperm domain containing 1. The transcript is spliced from 6 exons. Lineage: Eukaryota; Metazoa; Chordata; Lepidosauria; Squamata; Rhineuridae. Bases 1483 to 2130 code for a protein of 215 amino acids. The record is from RefSeq and is a predicted model, not a curated record. Gene Ontology annotation, cellular component: cytoplasm.